Molecule: messenger RNA, 697 nt
Organism: Fulmarus glacialis (Northern fulmar)
Lineage: Eukaryota; Metazoa; Chordata; Aves; Procellariiformes; Procellariidae
Gene: ITGBL1
Product: integrin, beta-like 1 (with EGF-like repeat domains)
Exons: 5
Biological process (GO): cell adhesion mediated by integrin; cell migration; cell-matrix adhesion
Cellular component (GO): cell surface; focal adhesion; integrin complex
Molecular function (GO): integrin binding
Source: RefSeq, a predicted model, not a curated record
CAUGGGAAGUGUGACUGUGGGAAGUGCAAAUGUGAUGAAGGCUGGUAUGGUGAAGCUUGUCAGUAUCCGACUACUUGCAAUCUUACACGGAAAAAAAGCAAUGAAAUGUGCAAGAAUUCUCAAGAUAUCAUCUGUUCUGGUGCAGGCACAUGUCAGUGUGGCAGGUGUAAAUGUGCAAACUCAGAAGGAAAUGGACUGGUCUAUGGUAAAUUUUGUGAAUGUGAUGACAGAGAAUGCAUAGAUGAUGAGACAGAAGAGAUUUGUACAGGCCAUGGAAAGUGUUACUGUGGAAACUGUUACUGUGAGGCUGGUUGGCAUGGAGAUAAAUGUGAAUUCCAGUGUGACAUCACCCCCUGGGAGAUCAAGAAAAGAUGCACAUCUCCAGAUGGCAAAAUCUGCAGCAACAGAGGCACAUGUGUAUGUGGGGAAUGCACAUGCCAUGAUGUGGACCCAACUGGUGACUGGGGAGAUAUUCAUGGAGAUACUUGUGAGUGUGAUGAAAGAAACUGCAAAGCAGUGUAUGAUAGAUAUUCUGAUGACUUCUGUUCAGGUCAUGGACAGUGUAAUUGUGGAAGGUGUGACUGUAAAGAAGGAUGGACUGGGAAGAAGUGUGAACAUCCACUUUCUUGUCCAUUGUCAGUUGAGGAAAGUGCUAAGAAAUGCCAAGGAAAUUCUAAUUUACCUUGCUCUGGAAGAG